AAGCAAUGAGUGAUUCACUCCACCUAUAUGACAUAAGGAAAAAUCCCAGGUCUCGACAUCUCCGGUGAGCAUAGGUAGAAGCAGCGCACAACAUGAUUCACAACUGCACGAAGCGCCAUGGAAUCGGCAUAGACUGAAGCAGAGCUGGAGAUCCGGAAUCCGGGGUAGAGGGCUCCUAGUAGAAGUGACAGAUGAACAAUACAUCCACGAUAUUAUAUGAGCUAAAACAACAGCUCACAUUUAGCCUAAGAAUCUCCGUGUCGCCAUGGCGCAUGGGGGUGAUGUCGAGAUGCCGAGUUUGUGCGAGGGAAGCUUGUUGAUGCUGCUGGCGUUGCUUGUUCGGUUUGGAGACAAGACGCGAUGACACAUAGAAAUUCAUUUUCCUCAUGUCGUGAUGCUUGGUGCCUCAGGCUUGAUGGCUUUUUCGAGGGACACCCGAUGAUCUCGGCUCGAUAAACGUCUAGUUUCUGUUCCGUGCGGUUUCCAAGCUAGCUUACUCUAAUCAACUGAGAUUCCACAUUCACAUUUAAAUGUCUUCAAGAUUGGAGGGUUCGUGAUAUUCUCUUAUUCUUAAUUCAGAUCUAAUGUCUAGGCUUAGAUACCUGUGAUAAAAAAAAGUAUGUCUAUAAGGCGGGAUUUAUGUUCGUACUGUUUUGCGUGGUAGUCCACCGGAAGUGCCGAGUAUAAGGUUACUAGGUAUAUUGAAGUGAUUGAUCGCAUCGAUAUCCCUAGACUCCCAAAGGGACUUGCUGAUGUUUAUUAAUCGUCAGGGCAUCAAUCUUGGCAAACACUUUCAUACUCGGCGCUACUGUUUGUCUUGUGUGGAAUUUAGGAAAUCUCCUAAGUCGGGAAGACUUAACGGCCAAAUUCAAUUUCUCUCAUUGUCUCCAUUUCAGUAUUUCAAGCGGAAUUCUCGUUUCUUACAGAACUGAUCAUGAUGGAGCGAGAUUGUCAUUCAUCAUUCAUAUUGCGCAGUUCUUGUAAGCGCCGGGCUCACCAUAUCACCAGGCUCCUUUAUUUGUACCACCUCCUCCGUCGAGAUCAAAUACCUUACUCCGCAAACUCGGCAUUUUACGCUCUAUAUUUAUUCCCCUAUUUCCAUUGUCAAGUUUGUAAAGAAGCCGGAGGGAGUAAAGGAUUAGUGCUCCAUUAUGUCUUUAACUAUCAAGGUGAGUUGAUCUGAAAUGUACGUCCGUUGUUGACUUCAUUGCUGUACUCUACAUAUACAUCCACAACCACCAAUUGACGCGAAAAAUACCCGUCAUUCGUUUGCCUAAAGAUGGCACCCUUGAAUACAUCAAUAUCAAAGUAUCUAAAAAGUACCACGUCAUCUAUAUGUGAGCCCACCAACGAAUUACAAUCUUUGUUCUUUAUAUCCGUAGCUAGUAUAGCUCAGAUCAGCGCCUCAGUUCAUACCCUUCCUGCUACAUCUUGAUAACUUUGAUCUGGGUUUCCAUGUAGGAGUAGCCACCAGCUAUUUUCCAGCAAAAUCAUCCCCAUCUCACCUCAGCUACCUAAAUUAAUGUAAACUUUCACAGCCCUUUCAUUCCUCUGUCUUUCUAUGGCCUCUAUUGACUCUCCUGUUAUAACCACUUCGGGUCAAACGAGAAUAUCUUCCUAAAGUGCCACAGCCUCCAUCUGCAUAAGCGGUGUCAACAAACUGGUAAACCAUACCUCCCCUCCUAUCAUCUAGCCAACUAACACCACAGAGCAUAGUCUCCAAUGAUAAUUUUCGCGCAAAUUCACAGAUGUUCAGUAGCACUGAUAUAACAAACCGCUGGAAUUGGAGCAUAUCAGUCACAGAUAUCGAAGUUAUUAGUUACCUGGGGAGUUUUCGGAUACAUAGAUCAGUCUACAUCCUGGCUCUAAUUGUAGUUCCAGUGGUAAACUAACAUUGACGAAAGACGGUGUGUGUUCAUUUAGUUGAUGGAUAAUUAUGUCAUGCGGAUGUCAAGAAUACGACAUACUUCGGGUGGCUCAAUACCUUUUUAAAACAGAAGUGCGCCGAAUGAUG
This is a messenger RNA of Sclerotinia trifoliorum, 2014 nucleotides long. Lineage: Eukaryota; Fungi; Ascomycota; Leotiomycetes; Helotiales; Sclerotiniaceae. The record is from the annotation of a GenBank genome assembly.